Molecule: messenger RNA, 1799 nt
Organism: Morus notabilis
Lineage: Eukaryota; Viridiplantae; Streptophyta; Magnoliopsida; Rosales; Moraceae
Product: inositol 3-kinase
Exons: 2
Coding region: 307-1419 (370 amino acids)
Biological process (GO): myo-inositol hexakisphosphate biosynthetic process
Molecular function (GO): kinase activity
Source: RefSeq, a predicted model, not a curated record
AAAAAAAUCUCUCUUCUGAACUAUAUAAAAAGCUGCUACUCAAAAAUCUCUCUCCUCUUUCGUUGGCGCGCGACGCGUCUUCUGAAUUUUGACACAUACACGCCACUUCUCUCAGAGAAACACGAAUCCAAAUCCAUCUUUUUGUCUUCAUUGUACGGUCUACUCUGUCUCUUCUCCAUAUUUUCUUUCCCCUCCCUUCUUCAAUGGUGAAUGGCCUCAAACCCUUGAAGUUGAAGCGUUCUUCUUUUCGCCCAUGACCGCAAUUCGAAUUCUAGAAUCCAACAAUCAUCCGAUUCCGACCCUCCCAUGGUGAGGGACAAGAAUCACCCCCAACGCCGGGGCCUAAUCGCCGGCAACUACUGCCACGACGUCCUCAUCCGAGACGACGUCGUCGUGGCCGAGACUCUCGGCGGCGCCGCCUCCUUCAUCUCCGCCGUUCUCGACGGUCUCUCCCUCCGAUACAGUUUGAUUUCCAAAGUCGGCCAUGACUUCGCCUACCGCACCAAUCGCGACCCGAUCGUGGUGCCUGAUUCGGGAACCACUCUGUUCCACGCGCAUUUCGACUCUGACACCGACGGCAGCGACAGCCACCAGGACCGAGUCCUGAGGAGAAUCUCCGCCUGCGACCCGAUUCGCCCCUCGGAUUUGCCCGACUCGAGGUUCGAUUUCGGAAUGGCCGUCGGCGUCGGCGGCGAGAUCCUCCCAGAGACGCUCGAGAGGAUGAUCGACUCCUGCGAUACCGUGUUCGUCGACAUCCAGGCUCUGAUACGUGCGUUCGAUGAAAUCGAUGGGACGGUGAGGCUCGUAGAUUUGAAAGAGAGCGGCUUUUUCCACCUCCUGCCGAGAAUUGGGUUUCUGAAGGCCUCGGGAGAGGAGGUUUUGGUCAUGGACAUUGACGAGGUGAGGAAGCUAUGUUUUGUGGUUGUGACGAACGGGAAGCAUGGCUGCACGGUGUAUUGGAAGGAUGGGGAAGUCCAAAUUGGGCCUUUUCCGACCAAUCAGGUGGAUCCGACCGGUGCGGGUGACAGUUUUCUUGGCGGAUUUGCGGCGGGGCUGGUUCAGGGAUUGGCCGUUCCUGAUGCUGCAUUGCUAGGUAACUUCUAUGGGUCUCUGACUGUUGGUCAAAUUGGUGUGCCCAAGUUCGAUUUGAGGUUGUUACAGAGAGUUAAGGAUGAGGUACAGAGGAGGAAGAUGCAGAGUAAUUACAGUAGCUACGAAAGAAAAGACGAUGAGUUGAAGUUUAUGAAGCUUGCUGGAUUUGAACAAUUUCACGCUUCACUUGCAGCAGCAAAACUGUUGCCGACUUGCCCUCUCCAAGAACAGGGUAUUCACCCUCAGUUCACCGGGGCCGGGCAGCCUAAAUUAUUAACUAGUUCUGUCUUUGAAGAAACAAUUCAAACAGUUGACACUAAACCGUGACUGGGAAACUUCUUUUCCACAUCUCUUUUUUUUUUUUUUUUUUUUUUUUUGAUAAUUGGACUUUUCCACAUCUGUUUUUCUAGGUCAAAUAAUACUUCUCAAGUAGAGACAUGUCUUUGAAUACGGUUAUUUUGCAUCGUAUGUUCAUUAUGCGAUUAUCGUGGUCGCUCAGUGGUAAACUAGUGCAGUAAAUAACUUAUAAUUUUGCAAAGAAGCUGAACUGUAGAUGUUGCAAUUGGAUGUUAUUUGUCUCCCAUCUUCAGUUUUAAUUAGAACUGCGAAGUCAAUAAACUUGAGAAAGAUGGAGGUUUUGGAUGAUUUGGUUGUGACUGAGUAAGGAUAAGACGUUUGAUUUGUUGAAUGUAGAACACGACAAGUCG